This is a messenger RNA of Camellia sinensis, 1083 nucleotides long. Lineage: Eukaryota; Viridiplantae; Streptophyta; Magnoliopsida; Ericales; Theaceae. The record is from RefSeq and is a predicted model, not a curated record.
AUGCCAAUCACCAACUCAUCACCGGAACGACAUGUCGCCAUCCUCGUCUUCCCAUUUUCCUCCCAUCCCGCCCUAAUCCUCGGCCUCGUCCGCCGUCUAGCCACGGCCGCUCCCGACGUGACCUUCUCUUUUUAUAGCACUGCAAAAUCUAUUCAGUGUUUGCUCUCAUCAUGGUUAAUCCCUGAGAACAUAAAAGCUUGCCAUUUUUCGGAUGGAGUACCAGAUGGGUAUGCGUUUGCGGGGAAGCAUCAAGAGGACAUUAACUUGUUUUUGAAUGUGGCGGAGGAGAACUUUAAAAGAGCUAUGGUGGUGGCGGAGGAGGAGACCGGGCGGAGAAUUAGCUGCUUGGUGGCGGAUGCUUUUCUGUGGUUUUCGGGCGACAUGGCGGAGGAGAUGCGAGUUCCGUGGGUUCUACUUUGGACGUUGGCUGCAUGCUCCCUGUCAACCCAUUGCUACACUGAUCUCAUUAGGGAGACUGUUGGAAUCCAUGGUAUGAAAAUUAAAAGAGAUCAGUUUGAUCUACAAGGCAAUCCGAGUGAUGUAACAAGGACUUUAAACACACUGUUUGGUCGGCGAUUGAGUACCUUCACCUAUAGGUUGCACAAACAAUACAAGCAACUUAAGGAUGCAAGAGGAGAGGAGUAUGCGAGAAGCCACCCACCUGCAAGUGUUACUUUUAAUCAGUGGACAUCUCUAAUUGACAAGAAAUGGAAUAGCAAAGAGUUCAUGGACAACAUGAUGCAGACACAAGCAGAACAUCUCUCGCAGACUGGUGUGAUCCCCUUGAGCUCAGAGGAGUUGUCAGUCAAGGUGCUUAAGCCAAGGUCAGGUUAUAUGAAAGGACUCGGAAUGAGGCCUCCUUCUUCUAUGAAGACUACUGUUGCACCUGCUGAAAGUAGUGACUAUAUUCAAUGCCUUCAAAUGCAAAUAGCACAGCAAAAUGAACAAAUUGCAAGGUUUCAACAGUCAGAGAAGAAACAAAGCAAGAAGAUAGAAAGUAUCAUAGACUGUUUGAGGCAGAAAGGUAUCACGGGAAAUUUUGAGAGUGGGGAAAGUUCAGAUUCUGAUGGACAAGCUUCUUGA